CAACAAAUCAUGAAGCGAUCGGAAUGGCGGUUGAUCUUUGGGAAUAAAGUCGUUUAUCKUGACUCAAAGCUGUGAUUUGUACUAAUCCAGCACCACUGAGUCUGAAAUCAUGGAUGAUGAGGAGUCUGAAAGGCAGAAAAAGCUGCAGGCUGGUAAAGAAAAGCUGCUGCAGUUUCAAAAGAAAAAACAUGGAACAAAAAAGAAGAAAAAAAGAGAUAAAACCGGUCAAUCUACAUCUGCUGCAAGCGGUAGCGAGGCAAGCGAAGGCCCCACUUCUGAUGGACAACUUCAAGACAAUUUGAAACAGCAACCUGUUGAACACGAAGCUAAAGUAAAGAAGAARAAAAAAGAAGCUGAAGACAUAAGUCAAACUGACACUGAUCAUGAUGCUCCUUCGAUUCAUUCAGAUCAGGGAUCACCAAUUCCGUUUGAUCAGGAAGAAGGUGGAUUUCUAUCUGGUCAGCCUGGAAGCUAUACAAGUGGAGAGUACACAAGUGGAGAAGAAUCAUAUAUGUCAGAGGAAGGAGGUGUCGAUAGUCUUGUGCUUGCCAACAUCGAAAGAAACGAACUGAAAAACAGAACCACAGAACUGGAAGAAGAACUGACGGCCAAGAAAGUCGCCAUGAAGCAAAUAAGCCGAGAAAACGCGGACCUCAAAGGGAAAUUAGAACUGUUGUUAAAAGACCAGAGUGGUGCUUCAGUGAUACAAGACCUUACAAGACAAGUUGAAGAAUACAGGGAAAACCUCCAUACAAAACAGGCUAUUUUAACAGACAUCAACAAAGAAAACCAAGAAUUACGAGCAAAGCUAAGCAGCAACAAACAGGAUGGAAACWCGGAGGAACUGAUGCAAAGUUUAGAAAUAAAAAAAGCAGCRUUAGAAGAUCUUAAUAAGAUAAACGAGCUUCUUGAUGCUGAAAACAAGAAACUAAAACUACAAGUUAGUCARGGAAUGACGGGAAGCUCGGAAGAAAUACAGAAGUCGUUGGAUAUAAAAAUCGCAGCUUUAGAAGAAUCRAAUGAGAUCAACGAACGACUUAUGACCGAGAAUCGAAUGCUCAAAGAAAACAUUUCAGGCUUAUUACAGCAGUCAAACGAGGUUUACGAACUAAAGGAAAACUUGGAGAGUAAAGAAAAGCAAUUAGAUCAAGUUCAAAUUGACUAUCAAACUUUACUUCUUAAACUUGAAGACGCAGAAUCACGGACAAGUCGUGCGCAGUUUCAAGAAAGUGUUCAACAACUUGAUGAUUUGUCGGUUUUAGUUUCACGGAAAGAGGCUGAAAUUGAACAGUUAAUUGCGACUAGAACACAACUCGAAGAGAAACUGGAAAACUCUGCCCAUAUCCAUGAUCAGCUCGAGGAGAGCCAUCGACGGUCUUUUGAUCUCGAGAUGGAAUUAGAAAAGCUUCGAGCACAAAUUCGAGACAUGGAGCGAGAGGCURCUAAGUCUGCAAAUCUGUUCGACGACCUCAGAGCUAAAGAUGAAAGGUUGUUGCAGUUUAGUGAAGAAAAUGAAGAGCUGAAGARACGUCUGGCUACGAUUGAGGCUUCUAACCUGAAAGGGCUUCUUGAAGAAAGUUACAAAAAACUCGAAGAAAUGAGCUCAGAACUGGAUUCCAAGAAUAAUGAAGUGCUGUUUUUGAGAGGAAAUCAGGACUUAAGCUCUAAAAAGAUCGAAGACCUUGAGAGUCAGAUGGUAUCGUUGAGAACACACAUUGCAAACCUGGAAGAUAACUCAAUGUCGGAAAAUACUCAAAUCGAAAACUUAAAAGAAAAUCUCAAAGUCAAGCAGUUAACAGUUGCUCAGCUGAAUCAAGAGAACGAAGAUCUCCAGAAACAUUUUCUCCAGUUGAAACAUACAGAAAGAGAAGCGCAAGACAAGAUACUUCGGUUUGAAAAUGAAUUGUCCGAGAGGGAAAAACAGAUUGAACAGUUGGCCUUGACACAGAAGAACUCCGAGGACGAGUACCAGCGAAAGAUCCAUGAAUUGCAGCAGGAAAUUCAAACACAAAGACRCAAAAUUGAUUCUCUUGAAGAAAGUUCUCAGUCUGAGUCAUCUGUGGUGGAGAAUCUUAAAACAAACCUCAAAGCAAAGCAAGACACUGUGGCUCAGUUAAACAAAGAGAACGAGGAGAUUCGUKCUGAACUCGAGGAUGUUAAAGAUAAACUUGAAAAAAUGGCGGGUCAGCUAGAGAGUAAGAAAAUAGAAGGCGAAGAAAUUACCGCAGAAAGAGACAACAAACUCAAGGAAGUUAUGGAACAGUUAGCUGAAAAAGACAGCCAGUUAGAUGAUCUUAGACGAAUCACCGAUUACCUUGAAGCAGAAAAGCAAGACAUUCAAAAGGAGGUUAUGUUGUUCAAAGCACAAGCAGAAGACCUUACAUUAAAGCUAGACAUGGAACAGAAGCGAGCACUUGAAUUACAAAAUACUAUGACAACCAAAGAUGAAGACAUUCAAACACUUAGUCAACAACUACUGGACGUAAAWACUGAACAAGAGGCACUAAAGCAGGAAACACAACAACAAAGUCAAGAAAUGACGGAGACAAUACAGAGUUUGCAGCAGCAAUUGUCAGAAAACAACAGCAGUCUAAAAGUUCAAGAAGAGGAUAUGCAAAAAGCAUCUUCAGAUCUCGUGGACUUGUCAACCGUUCUYGAAGGCCUAAAAGCACAAAUAGCUGAGAAAGACAGUAAGAUCGCUGCGCUGAACAAUCAGCUGGAAGAAGAAAAAGAUCAAAGUACACUCAAGUCAAAGGAAUUGGCAGAGAUGUUUAAUGCAGAAAAGUCGCAACUCAUAAAAGAGCGGCAAGAACAGGAAGCCGUUGUGGAAACCUUAAGGAGUGAACUCGAAUCAAAGGAAUCUGAGCUCGAAAAUAYGARAACUGAAUUAGAAACCAAAGAGUCAGAACURCAGCUGAUGAAAAAUGAGUUCAUYAAUACUGCUUCUGAAGUGGARUCAUAUCRAAUGGAACUGAAAGAAGAAAAAGAUAAGAGUGUCAACUUGGAACAACAACUUGAGCUGAACAGGCGGCAAAACGAGGAAGAAGUGGAAAAGCUGCAGAGCUCUUAUCAAAAUGAACUUCAGAAGGAGGCAGAAAAACACAUGAAAGCACUUGACGAACUGAAGUCACAAACGGCACACCAGCUGCAAGAUGUAGGCCUCGAAAAGGAUGACAUGAUGAAGUCGGAGAUGAACCAGUUGAGAGCCAUCUAUGAUAAUGAAGUCAAGGUCUUGAAAGAAUCGCUUGAAAAACAGAUGACAUUGUAUGGUGAGCUAGAGAAGCAGCGAGACGAAGCACAGAUGAAUUACGACAAUACAAGGGAGAAGCUGCACAAAAAGGAACAGUCGCUGUCAGAACUGCAAAAACAACUGUUUACCACAAAACAAGAAGAUGAUAAAGUUGUCCAAAACUUAAAGRAUGAAAUCGCCAAAUACAACUCUAUGGUGUCGAAGCUUGAAGAGGAGAAAAGAAUUUUAGCAUCAAGGAAGGAAGAGGCCGAACUUCAGAAAGAAAGUAGCAUUGGAGAGAUAAAAAGGCUUGCCAGUGAGCUGGGAGAAGAAAAAGAAAGGUCGUCGAUGUUGCACAGUUUGCAAGAUAACGAAGAAGCGUACUUGGAAGAGAUCAAAUCACUAAAGGAAGAAGUCAACAGACAACAGAAACAMAUAACGGAGCUCAACGACAACCUCACAAGCUUCGAGGAAGAGCAUGAAUCUGAGGUUUCUAUCCAUGAAGAAAAGUUAAGAACCGAACAGGAAAAGGCWGUAGAGUUGGAAAAGAAACUUGUUUUGGAAAUGAGCAGCGAGAGUGUAAAGUAUCAAGAAGAACUCGAACAGGCCAAAAAAGAAUACCAAGAAACUAUYCACGGCCUUCAAGCACGUCWAGAGGAAUAUGAAAUCAACCAUGAGUUGCUGCAAGAAACGCAUGCGCAAGAAAUGCAGUCAUUCAAAGAAAAUAUAGAAGAAUACAGAUUGAAUAUGGAGCAACAAAUAUCCCAGCUACAUGCUCAAUCUGAUGAUAAAACUGAAGAAAUAAAGAAUCUAAAAGAAACCUUUGAAAAAGAAAAAGAAGAACUCUCUCUUAAUCAUAAAGAAGCUGUUCAAUCUCUAAACGAGAAACUCCAAAGUAUUUCUUCAGAAAAAGAAAGCAAAGAUGCCGAGAACAUCAACUUGCAAAAGCAGAUCCAAGACCUCAUAGAGAGGGGCGAGUCWUAUGAAACUGAAUCCUCWGRCAAGCACCACAUMGAGCUACUGAAGGAAGAAUACGAGGAUCAGAUUGAGACAYUAAAACAACAGCAGCAUCAACUAGAAGAAAAACAUGAACUAGAACUAAACGAUUUCAACGAUCAAAAAGAAAAACAAUUUAUGGCCCUUAUGGAAGAAAUUUUAGAGAAACAUCAAAGAGAAGUCGAGGAGCUGAAAAGCCAGCAACAUGGAAGUGAUAUGGAUGUUCGCUUGGAAGAAAUUGAACAAGAAACYACGCAAGAAAUCAACCGCGUGCGUGAUAGAUUACUCCAAGAAAGUGAACAGCGAAUAGCUGAAAACCAGCAAAUCCUUUUACAGCAGAUAACCCUCAAAGAAGAAGAGUUGAAGUCAGAGAGGGAGAAAGCCAGCUGUCUUGAGGGAGAAUUGUCUGGUAUAACGAAGGAUCGUGAUCGUCUUCUGCACGAAAUGCAGGUACUGACAGAAACGCGGCAUGUUGUCGACAAAGAACGAAUCCCCGUUACUGAACCCGUGAUCGCGAGGACGAUAAGACAAGUCGUGCAAGAAGAACCGAUGAUUUCUGCGACGUCUGUUGACGAGGUAGAAGGACUACCUCCUGGAUUCGACCCUGCUCCWUCCUUUUCAAGCAACACAGARCUUCUUCAKAAGAUCCAAGAGAUGGAGGACAUUAUCCAUGAAAAAACCAAGGUUGARACUAAACUGAACCAAGAACUCGGARACCUUAGGAAAGAACUAGAGAAUGAACGUCAAAAUGCGCAGCAUGAACUCAAGGAAAAARCAAACCGUGAACGUAGUCUUGAGACGAACAAAGAACGACUCGAGAUGCAGCUCUCUGCUCUGGAAAGAGAUAGUUACGAUUCCGUGCACGARUUAGCAAUGUURCAGGAUCGACUACAGGAGAAGGAACGCGUCSUCGAGGAACUCAAAGAUGAGAAAAAUAACUUACUCGCGCUGUUGAAGGAAAAUAAUGAAGUAUCUUCUCGUGAAAAAGAUUCGCUAUUAUCAAGAUCCAAUCAACAGGAAUUGAUUAUUAAGCAACUUCAAGAAAGAAUAACCUCGUCCAAUACGCUUUCGACCGACCUUCAAGACGUGUUUGGAAGACAAAUCUUGGCUCUACAGGACCAGAGAGAUGAAUUACAGCAACAACUCGAACAGCAAAAACAAGAACGAAACUCRUACAUGGAUAUUUUGGAAGAAAAGAGCACAUUAGAAGAAAACCUUCGCGUUGAGAGGGAAAAACUUUCCGAGAAGUUCAGACAAAAAGAGGUUUUAGAACGCGAAUUGAACAGAGAAAGAGCGGCGUUGCAAGAACAACUGUUUAAGCAAGCUAAACUUAACGAAGUUAUCAGACARAAGGACACAUUUGAAAAAGAGCUCAUACGACAGAAGAAUGAACUGGAGGACGAGCUUGGAGACAUCGAGAAAAAACUAUUAGAAAAAGAAGAACUUCUGAUGCGAGAAAAAGAACUUCUUGAACGUGAAAUGCAGAACAAGGAAAUUCARCUGCAGGAAUGGGAGAAAGAAUUCCACGAUAAAGAACUGGAGUUCUCGAGUUCUCUGGAUCAACUAAGAAGGGAAUUGGACACGGACUACAAACAACAGAUGUCCCACCUUGAAUCUACUCUACAAGAACAUUACCGGCACGAUGUCGAGCUGCUUGCUGCCAGUCAUCGAGAAGAGGUCGCUCGCAUGAGUGAAGACUUCGAGGAAAGGCUUAAAGUAUUGAAAAGCCAUCUAGAGAACGAGAGAUUGAAGCAGGUCAGUACUAUGAAAGGCGUUAUGGAACGACAACAGUCAAGCGACYUUGAAGAGAUCGAGAAAAARCAUUUGCAAGACCUGGAGGAAAUCAGAGAUGACUUGAGCCAGCGACAUCAGCAAAUAAUCCAAGCGGUUAAGGCCCGCCUUGACCAGGCGCAUCAAGCAGAGCUUGAAGAGGUUGAAGCUCGGUUGAUGGCUGACCAUGCCAUCAAAAUCGAGCUGGUACGUCUGGAAGUGGAAAAUGUUUGGCAGGCCAAACUGAACGACCUUGAAAAAGAGCGUAAUGCUGAGCUUGAAGAAAUGGACCAACGAUUGAAACAAAUCAAGAUAGAGUUGGAAGACACCAAAGAAAAACAURCAAGUGAAAUUAGUGAAAAGAUGUCAAAACAACGCGAAGASCUUCAAAGAGGAUUCCAGAAAGAACUAGAAGAGCAAGGCAAGUCACUUAAACAAAACCAUGAAAAAGAGCUGGAAAMAUUUGGUGAAAACCUMAAAGAAGAAUACGCUGGCAGAUUACAGGACUUAGAGAAAGAUUUCAGUUCAAGACAAGAGAAAAGGACAACAGAACUCAAACUAGAGCUAGAAAAAGAUAAGGAAGCAUUUACUGUUGCCUCGCUGGACGAGUUAGGUCAAAAACACACAGAAGAAAUGCAAAGACUUCGCGAGGAACUGMGAGAAAUCAUGGAACAAGCAGAAAAAACUAAGACCAAAAUGGARAAUGAUCACAGACAGGAAUUGCUAGAAAUGAAUAACAAAAUUACUCAUGAGUACGACAAAAUCGAAAAAUUGAGGUCGGAUUUGGAAAGUUCGCACGAUUCAAGCGCGCAACAACAAGCGCACCGUCUUGAAGAGCUUCGUGACGAGAUGGAGCAGCAGAGAAGCCAGUUGAAGAAGGACAACAUGCGGGAAAUUGAGAAGGUCAAGGGAGAGUAUGAGAGACGACUUGUAGAUAUGGAACACCUACACAGCCAAGCCGUGGAAGCGCUUAGGUCAGACUACGAGAACCAGAAACUCCAACUUGAACUUGAACAUGUGAGAGAAAUGGAAAAAUUGUCGGAAGACUUUGAAAACAGGCAUAUGACUAGCGAACACAAGAAUGCUGCAAAAAUCCGAGAGCUAGAGCAACAAUUGUUAAACUUGGGUGGAGAAUCAGAUGGCAAACAUCAAGAGCAACUUCAACAAACUGUCCGACAACUACAAGAYGGUUAUCAGACUGACUUAGAUAAGCUUGCUGAAGACCUGGGUGAAAAACACCAGCAAGAGCUGAAAAGUAUUCGAGAGGAGAUGGAUAAGGAACACCAAGAAAAGCUUGAUGAAAUGGUCGACUCGAUGCGAAACCUGAAAUAUGAACACGAGAAGGAAAUUGAAGAACUACGAGGUACUUUUGCCGAGGAAAACGUCAACAACUAUGCUAAACUCAGCACCAAAAUGGCUUUGAAGCAUGCKCAAUCSCUGGAGCAACUGCGUGCGACUUUGGAAAAGAARCACGAGAAGGAGAUGGAAGAGUUUCGAGAAGAAAGUCAAAAAGACUAUGAAAAUACCGCACUUCGAUUAUCCUCGCAAAUAGAAAGCAUGGAACUUGACCACCGYAAGAAAGUCCACGAACUAAAGAAUAAACUCAACCAAAAAGACAAAGAGGUYGAACAAUUGAAGGAGGAGCUUGACACCAAAUCUGAGGAAGUCAAUAGUUUGAGCGARAGCUACAACGAAGAUCUGCAGAAUAUCAAGAAAAAUCAAUACAACGACCUUCUGGAGGAGGUAUCAUGUGUACGUGCCGAAAUGGCAAUGGAGGCUGCUCAAAAGAUUGAAGAAGAAAGACUAAAGAGCAAUAACAAUUUUCAAGGGAAGACUGAAAUCGAAGAAGAAUACAAAAAUAAAAUCCAGAGAAUAUUGCUAAACCACGAGAAGGAAAUAACUGARUUAAGCCAAGAAUAUGAUAAACAAAUCAAAGAACUAAAAGACGAGGUGAAGAUUGCAGAGACAUGGGGAAAGACAAACGGAGAAGACUCGCGCUUUGAACAAUUUGAAAAGAAACUACAAGAUAUCAAAGACCAUUAUGAAGGAGAAAUUCAGAAACUACGUAAAUCAGAAGAGUCGAGCAMUUCGGAAGAUCAAGAGAAACAUAUUCAAGAGCUCAUGGAGAAGCAGGUAAACACAGCAGUACAUGAAGAGAGAAGUAAACACGAGAAAGAGCUGGAAAGUCUAGCUUCUGUACAUCAACAACAGCUUGAAGCACUUCAAGAAAAACAUACACAAGAUAUGGAAAGCUUUAAGAAAGAUUUAUCGGCAGAAGUUGAGGCCAUGAGAGACGAGCUGCUCGGUGCGUCUGAUGAUGAAAAGUUUGAAUUGUUCAGAGAAGCCUUAGAAAAGAAGCAUUACGAAGAACUGGUCGAGCUCAAGGAACAUCUUGAUAAUCGGUACCAAGAAGAUCUUGACACUGUCAAGCUAAAUUACUCCAAUGAUGUCAACCGUUUGUCUAACGAGCUUCUGUCAUCACAAGAUCAGGAAAGGUUUGAUGUUCUGAAGAACUCUUUGGAGAAUAUGCACAGAAAGGAACUGGAGACGCUGCGAAAUGAUCUGGAGUCGGAGCAUGAAGAACAACUCAAAAACCAACGAAACGAAUUCGUUGAAGUUCUAGAAGCCAAGAAAGGUGAAGGUGAUGAUGAUCUGAAGRAGAUCUAUCAAGAACGACAGCAAGCUGAACUUGAAGCUUUACGACAACAGCUUCAGAAAGAACACGAGGAGCAGCUUGAUUUGCUCAAGAAAGARUUCUUGGAAAUGUUAAGAGAAAAGGAAGYUAGUCUUGCCAAACCUGAUGACGAUAUUGAAAGAAUGAAAAARCUGCGAGAAAAACUUGCUGCUGAGCAUGAAGAAGAUAAAGAGAAGAUGAAGCUCGAGCUUUUGUCGAAAGUUGAGGAAUUUAAAGACCAGUUACAGGACGCAGCUGAGAAGGACGUCAAGGAAGCCAAGGAGGCUUUUCAGGAAGAGAUUACACGCAAAGAACAAGAACUGAAUGGAAAAUGGMAAGAGAAGCUUGAUAGGCUUAGUAACGAACAAUCACAGCAAAGGAACUCUCUCGAAGACAAGCAUAAAGAAGAGAUCGAUAAACUACAAGGCAGACACCAAAACGAUAUCAAAGCUCUACACGAGAAAUUUAACACAGAGCUCCAAGCUGAACGCGCAAAACUGGAGAGUGAAAAGAAACAAGAUUUAGAGAGGCUUAAAACUGCUAUGGACGGCAGUAUCAGUGAACAGCAGCAACUCCAAAUGAACAUGCUCCAAGAGCAACAUGAACGUGAGCUGGAGAACGUGAGACAGGAAUUGGUGGACGCGCACAUGAAGAAAUUUACUGAAAUGGCGUCAAAACUUGAGGAAGAACAUAAGACUGAUUUAGUGAAAGCACAAGAAGCCGUGCGUGUAGAAAUGGCACAAAGGCUUCAGGCUGAACUUGAACAAGCAAGAGAAAUUGCCCGCCUCGAGGUUGAACAGGAACAUCUACAAAAUCUUCAACAACUUGAGGAAAGUCUUGGUGAGAAGCAUGCCGAGCAGUUGCAUGGUUUGGCUGACUUACAGGAGAAACACAUGGAAGAGAUCGAAAUGCUAAAGACUGAACAUCAACAGCAAAUAGAAAAGAUCACAUCAGACCUUAGCAGCAGGCAUCAAGAUGAGUUAUCUGCCGUCAAUCUUGCUGCCAACCAAGAAAUAUCCCAAGCAAAGGAAGAACUUGAGGCUGCUCACAAAAACGAGAUUGAAUCUUACCAAACAGCUCUAGAAGAAGAGAAAGCUCGUGUACUAGCUCUGGAGGCUGUACAAGGCAGCUUGCAAACAGCACAUAAAGAAAUCAUGGAGAAAGCAAAAGACGAGACAGAUCGCCAGGUAGAAAAUUUACAGGCACURAUGGAUGCUUCACAUGGAAACCAGGUCAAAGAACUACAGGAUUUGAUAGAGAGCCAACACAAGGAGGAACUUCAACGCGUUCUUARCGARCUUGAGAUGGUGAAACAGCAGCACAACGAAGAGAAGAUGUUGAUAGAAGCGCGUUAUGCUGAUGAACUUCAAAAAGAACAACAGAAAUAUCAAAAAGAACUCGAUAGUGGACGAGAAAAGUUGUCAUCCAAAGAACAGGAACUCAAUGAACAGCUGAAAGAAAUCAAGACCACGAAGGAGCAACUCGAAGACAAAAUCAAAGAGCUUCAAGAAGAAAAUGAAAUCAUCCAACGAGACGUAAAAAGAACGCAGGAACGUUACGACAUGCUGAUGGCGCGACAUGAGAGAGAGCACCAGGAAGACCAAAACCUUGUUAGUAUGYUGAGAUCAGACGUGGAUAGAUUCGCUGAAGAGAGAGAUGCUUUGCAGAAUACAAACAACCGAUUAUUAAAGCUGUUAUCAGAUACCGUGAAAUCAGCAGCGGCUGCUGAAGACACCAUCAAUCGCCAGUUAGAAGACUUGAUCGAAGAGACCAGUCAGUCCGAGAGUGGCAUAGGUGGAGGGGAUGACUUCUCCUCAGCAACGUUAUCUGCUGCUUUCCCACCGGACUCUGYCAAGCGAGUACGCUUUCUUCCACCAGGUGCUGCGACGUCGACACCUGCAGCGGGACUUGGGAUGCCAAGACCUGACGACGGUGAUGACGGAUCCGAUGCUGGCGAUACUACUCUCACAAACAAGUCUGAUUUGUCUUUYUUGAGUGACGAGGGACUAGAAGUUUCGCAGCUCGCUAUGACUGAUAGUUUGUUCCAAGGACCCAGCCUUGACGAGCAGGGAGAAGAGCUUGUCAUUGAUAGUAGAAGUAGACUCAAGACUGCUGUGGACAAGUUACUGGAAAUGGUUGCWCUACUUACCAGACAGUUAAAUCAAGCAAGAUUGGCUCAGAAAGAACUCCAUGAUACUACAGCACAGCGUAAUGAUGAACUCGGCCAGCUCAUGUCMGCACAAGAAAACCUGAUGACACGUCUAGAAGAAGAGCUCCAGGAAAGAGAACGACUAGAGAACGAAUUAAGGAAAGUCAAUGAACAGAUGGAGGAGUAUGCUGCAGAGAACGAGAGACUUGAAGCUGAACUUGAAAAGAAAAAGAAUGAAACUGAAAAGGUUGAAAUUGAAAAAGAAACUGACUUGGAACAAAAGUUGGAAGAGCUGCAGAAAGAAAACGAGAAUCUCAAAGCACGAGACGAAGAAAAGCAGAAWGAGAGCCGCGCCUURGAUGAUAUUCAAAAAACCAAUGAUGAACUCARUGAAAAGCUAGCAGAACUAGAGAAAAAGAACAAACUACUCGAAGAAGAGGCCAAAGUCCUCAGCGAAAAGGUCGCAGAAUCUGAAAGUAUAAACAAGAAAGCACAGAAUGAAAUGCAAAAUCUUGAAAAUUCGCUGAAAGAACUGAAGACAGAGAAAGAACGGAUUGAACAGGAGCUAAAUAAAGAGAAGGAAACUCAAUCAGUUGAUACUGAKACUGUUCCUGAAGAAGAUAACGAGUUGGUUUCCAAGGUGAAGGAAUUGGAAUCUGUCAAUAAUGGACUUACCGCCCAACUUGAGGAUGCAGCAAAGGAAAAAAMURAUAUCCUUGAAGAGAAUGAGAARAUGAAGGAAGAAAACGASUCACUUGUMCAACGAYUGKCAAGYCUCGAGAAGGAAGCGAAUAGAUCACAGAUGACUGGGUCCGAGGGGGAGGUGAUUUCUGAGAACGAGAGGUUAAAAGAAGAGAACCAAAACCUCAAGGUAGAACAUGGAGAGCUGGUCGAAGACAACGAGAAACUCAAGGAUGCUAUCGAGCAACUUCGMGARGGAGUWCAGCACCUUUGGGACGAGAAAGAAGAAGCAAAUAAUACAAUCGCUAAGCUGAAGGCACAGUUGUCAGAUAGCGAUUUAAAAAGCUAUGAAGAAGCCGAGAGUCUAAAAGCUGACUUAAAAGAGUUAAAGGACAACAAGAAGCAGUUGAACACAGAGCUAAAUGAGGCUGUAGAACUUCUUAAAGCCCAAAAAGAACAGCUAAAAACUUCAGAAGAUAAGUUGAAUUAUGCUCAGAAAGAGAAUGCAAAAGACAGAGAAAAAAUCUUACAGCUUCAACGCGCUCUCGUGGGGAAAGAAGAAGGGAAUAUCCCUGUGUUGGUCGUUGAGAAUGUUGAAAGUGACUUCCCGCCUCAACUCGAUGAUCAAGGGAUGUCUCAAAUGGAUGUCCAGGACAUGAAAGAUCGUAUCAAAGAACUUGAGCAACAGCUUGAAGCCUAUCAAAUAGAGCAUGAAGAAACUAUGCAUGAGGCUGACCAGGCGGACAAGUUGAUGGAGCUUGUCAAACAGGUGUCAUCCGAAAAAGAAGAACUAGCGAAUCGUCUGCAAGAAAUACAGGAGAAAUUCAACAUCGACAAUCUUGAAAAAGAAACUCGAGAGCUUCUAGAGGCCGCCACCUCUGAACUACAGGAAGAAAUCAAAGUACUAACGAAAAGAAAGCAGGAACUUGAAAGCGAACUAGACGAGAAGUCAGUGCGCGAAGUUGAACUUCUUGAACGUUUGAAUGAGCUACAAGAAGAACUUGCCAAAGCAUUGGAGUCGAACGUGAAAGACCAAGAGCUUUUAAAAGACUUAGAGGCCCGAAAGCAAGCCGAAGAAGAAUGGCAACGCGAAAAAGAGACUUUCCAAAACCAACUAUAUGAAAAACUGAUGGAGAUAUCGCAACUAAAAGAGGAAAUCGAUCGAACAAAGCGUUCAGGCGAACCCAAGCAAGCUCCUGACSCAGCGCUGGACGAGAUGAAAAGUGAACUUGAGGAAAAGAGUAAAGACAUUGAAAUUCUUAUGGAGCAGCUCCACGCGUUUAAAACCGCUUACGAUGAAAAAGACGAAGAGUAUAAACUAGUGGGCGAGCAAAUGGACGAGAUGAAGUCCAUGGUCGAAGAACAACAAAAACUCCUUGAAGACCAACACGCCAAACUGACUGAACAAGACUCCAUUAUCACUCAAAAGGAAGUGCAGUUGAAAGAAUUUGGGGAACUUUUGGACAAAGUCAAGGAAGACGGCAGUGGAAAGGGGAAACUUGAGGAAGCUUUGAUUCAGAGUCGUACAAAACAAAGCGAGCUUGAAAGCAAUAUAGAGAAUCUAAACAAACUCUUGAAAGAGAAAGACGAAGAGCUGAAAGGACACAUGGCAGAGGCUAAAGGACUCAAAGACCAAAUCGAAGAUAAUGUUUCUACACAGGUGUCGUUGUCUAAUGAGAUACAACAACUUAAAGCCAAGCUUGAGAGUAGCGAGAAUGAAGUCAAAUCCAGAGACCUCAAGAAUGAAGAACUACGGCAAGUUAUUAAACAAAAUGUUGAACAACAAAAGGUAUCCAGUGAUGAAAUCGAACAACUUAAAGCCGUCAUUAAAACACAAUCUGACAUCCAUGAAGAUGAAAUGAAUAACCUGAAGAAAACUUAUGAACAAGAAAAACAAAACGUGGAACAGCAAAAAGAGCGAAAUCCACAGCUUAAGAGUUCCGAGGAAGAACUAAAACGCCAAUACGAAGCCAGAAUAAUUGCGUUAAAAGAAGCUGAGAAGCAACGACACGAAAAAGAUUUGAACAUAGCAAGAACCGAAAUGGAAAAGGAACAUCUGGAGAAACUCAACAAUGUUCGACAAGAACUCCUAAAAUCGCAUCGCCAGCACAUGGACCAAAUCCAACAAGAACACCAGAGCGAACUAGAAAGACUAAAGUCUCUCUCAGGUGUCGAUCCACUGACCCCUGAGACAAGAGCUCGUUUGGAAUCUAGUUCAGACGAGAACGAAAAGUAUCGUGUCCUACUCGGUCAUAUACUUGAACAAGAAAGAUCAAUGUCUUCAGAAGAAUCUCAAGAACCACAGGCUGAUGUUAUCGAGAGAUUAAUCAAUAACCUGAAUACAGAGGCACAAACCAUCCAGAAUCUUGCGCAGUCUGUGUCGUCACCCAACGAGGCUGGUCCUCAGUUGACGUCACUACAGACUGCAUGGUCAGCGGAGAAGAAAGCCUUGCUGGACGCCAUUCAGGCUUUAAAGAAAUUAGUUGCACAGACAAGAGAAACGGCUUUGCCUACAGAAAGCACAGUAGACUGGAGAGGAGACUUACUGAGAGCUGUUCAAAAGGUCAUGGAGAAAGACCAAGAUGUCCAGUCAGCAGAACUACGCACGCAACAGCUGGUGACCGGUGAAACUAUCGCUGUACCUAUUGAACAACAUCUACGAAAACAGGAUGAACGCAAUGAAAGUUUCGUGAAAGAAUUGCUCAGUAAAGAUCGUAUGUCUCUCUUGGGUGAGCUACAGGAACUGAAACAACGAUUGGCGGUGGCAAAAGAUGCUCCAGCUACACAGCUUCAGCAAAUCAAUGAAGAACUUGAUUCUGUCAGGGAAGAGGCUCAGAGGCGUGAGGAUGAACUAAGAUCACAAUUACAAAAUAAAAUCAACCAAGUCCAACAAGAAAAGGCAAUUGCAGAGGCUCUACGGUCUGCUGUUGACACAGAACAAGCCGACAAGACUGACCUUUUAAACAGCUUAAAUCAAGAACGGUCCAAAAUAUCUGAGCUUAAAGAAGCGCUUGCUACAGAAAAAGCCCAGGUGGCUGAUCUUCGAGGCGUGUUGGAUAAAGAACGAGUACAGAAAUCCACAGAGAAAACAUCUCUCGAUGCAGAAAGAGUUCGCGUUUCCAACCUAACUCAAGCCUUGGAAAUCGAACGUGUGAACUCAAAGAAGUUUCAAGAUGCAUUUGAGACCGAACGUCGACGCGCUAAAGAGCUGUCGCUUCGACAGGCACAGGCCAAUGAUGAACUACGUAAACAGGUGACUGACAUGUCUCAAAGAAAAACCGAACUUGAAGUAGCGUUGGAACGAGAAAAGAUUAUCUCAUCGAAUUUAGAGUCGGAGUUGGAAACAGAGCGAUCGCUAAAGGCUGAUGCUAAAGUCAGAGAAAAUGAUGUCAUCGAGCAAAUGUUUGUGGAACUCAAGCAAGAACGAGAUAAAAAUGCUAGUUUAGUCGAUCUGCUCGAUCGUGAACAACAGAAAUCGAAUGAAUUACAGAAAAAACUCGACACCCAAGGACCUGAUCAAAGAACUAAAGUCAGAGAACUAGAAAACACGGUUCAAGGAUUGCAAGAAGCCUUGUCAUUAGAAAGAACUCACGCCUUGGACUUGAGCAACGCUCUUGAUGAUGAAAGAGAUAAAAAGACCGAAAAUCUCGUAGCAAAGGAAUUGAGAGAAGCUUUAAAUGGGGUCCAGAAACAACUGGUCGAACUCACUGGUGCUCUCGAGGCUGAGCGUCAACGCGCGCGCAAAAUGCAAAACGAACGCGAUAAACAGCAAGUAACUGCGAUGACUCACCGUGAAAGAGAGAAGCAAUUAAGUGAAGAACUGGAAACUGAGAGAAGCAAGCGGAUUGGUGUGGAAUUAAAACUAUCAAGAGAAAGGGAAAGAGUGUCUGAAAUGGAAAAAGAAAACCAAGACAUGAAGAAUAAAAGUGAAUCAGAAACGAAUACAUACCCGAUGCGCAUACGAUUAUUAUUAUUACAACAACAGUUAGAAUCAAUGAGACAACAACACCAAGUCUUGAUUAAUAAACAUGAAGCAGAGGUUCAAAGAACUAAAGACCAGACAACAAGAAGCACCCUCCCUUUAAGUBAUAUCCAGAAGGGAUUAGCUAACUUAUUGAAGGAAUUGGAUCAAAUCAGAGCAACGCUGACUGUCCACAUCGAUGACAACGAGACGGUGCCUUUAUCACCCAUCAAGUCCGCUGCUUAUGAACGUGCUAUCAGGCAAAACUCAGAGCUUGUAACCUACAUUGCUAAAGUGAACGAGGAAAAGACAGAACUCUUAACAACUCUGAGAAACCUAGAGGAACAAGUGUCGGAGUACAGAUUAAAAGAAAAGACAAGCGAACAGGGGGCUAGACAAGCUAAAGACCACGCUGAAUCUGUAUUAGCCGCUGAACGAACCAUGUGGGAACAGGAGAAACAGAAGAAUCAAAACGCAUUGAGUGCGGCUCGUGCUGAACUGAGUCGACUCAGAGACGAGGUGCGAAAGUUCGCUGACAAGCGAACUGCAGACACUACAGUACCUGGAAGUCAGCAAAUAGAAGGAACGUGGAGUCAAGCUAAGAUUCAAAAGCUGUAUAGCCGUUACGUUCGCGCUGAGAGUUUCCGAAAAGCCUUAGUUUAUCAAAAGAGAUAUCUUCUGCUUCUAUUGGGAGGUUUUCAAGAAUGCGAACAAACAACUUUGGCUAUGAUAUCCCGUAUGGGUGCUUUUCCAGUCGAUCAACCCUCUAAACAUCCACGAGGUUUUUCGAGGUUUAGAAUGGCAGUUCGUGCGGUUAUUGCCAUCGAGCGCAUGCGAUUCCUUGUUAAUAAGACCAAACGCGUUAGUAAACGAGUGUCUGGAGUAGAUGACCAUAGUGGAUCAAGUAGAAGACACACCGGACCAUCAAACAGCCCCGGCUCAACAACUAGAGCAAAUCAAACGAUAUAUGAACCUAUACAUGCUAAAAGAAAUAUCGAACCUUCUUUUCCUGGAAAUGCGUCUUUAGACACGCGGAGGGAUCCCGUGGGGGGUCCCCUCGUGAGUAAUGCACAAGUCACUCCUAUUCCUUUAACUACUAUUCCAUUAACUAACGGUUAUGGGGACGAUAGAAGACAGCCUCAUGUGAUAGGUAGAACACAACCAUUAACGUCUGUCUCACUAGCAAGUGAUUCAACAGUACCUUAUACAACGAAAACGACUAGAACCGCUAGUCCACCGAGAACUUCCCGAUCUUCUCCGAGUACUUUACGGACAUCGCCUCGGUCAUCGACGGGCCGAUAUCGUCCUCCGAUGUCACCUCCAGUUCGGGAUUCAGAUUCUGAAGAAAGAGAACACGAUGGGUUGGUUUCACGAUCCCGACAUUCUUCGCCACGGCCAUUGAGUAGUUAUGAUGAGCACAGGAACACAUCACCAGCCAGCUCGAGUACCGAACCCUUCCAUGUGGAAAAUGGUGAUCAUUCUUUAUCAAUGUACAUACAAAGACUAGAAUCCCUUCAAAACAGAUUGGCAAAUGCCAGUAAAGUUGGCCAGACAAAACCAACAAGGUCCAGACUAUACUGACAGACUCCUUUAGAAGUGGAUUUCCUCUUUACUGUAAAAAAAGACAGCUGAAAAUGAGAUAGACAUUUUUAUAAAAUACGAUGAUUUAAAGUCGAAAAAACGCAUUUUACAGCGAUACAGAAGAAUUAAGCGCAUUUUUCUUGCAUUAUUAUUAUUAGCAUUCGGCUGUAUUUUUGAACAUAGUCAUUUUUUCAAUAUUAAGUAUGUAAAUAUGUUCUCUUUCAAGCUCUUUAGGUAAAUAUUGAUAGUUAAUAUAUGGAUAACUUCAGCGGGAGUUAUUCGCGCUCUUUUGUAAAUUCAUUAUGCAUAGUUGCCAUUCAUAAUUAGUUUUUUUGAACUAAAUUGUCGGUUUGUUUUGAUAAUAACAUUGCGUGUCUUAUACUUGUAUAUUUUCAUUUGUUUUGUGGAAAUUAUCAAAAUUCUAUAAUUAUUACUUAUGAUUUAUUACAAAUAUUAAUAUAUAUAUAUACACAGAAAGGUUGAUUUUCUUGAAAAUGUCUUAAGUGUACAGAGAUAUUGCUAUAGGAUGUGUUUAAAUAAUUAAAAAUUCUAAUAAAAAAUGUUCUUUGGAAA
Molecule: messenger RNA, 17614 nt
Organism: Exaiptasia diaphana
Lineage: Eukaryota; Metazoa; Cnidaria; Anthozoa; Actiniaria; Aiptasiidae
Product: A-kinase anchor protein 9
Exons: 42
Coding region: 110-17041 (5643 amino acids)
Biological process (GO): signal transduction
Molecular function (GO): DNA binding; molecular adaptor activity
Source: RefSeq, a predicted model, not a curated record